ACAUGGAUGAUACGCUAUGGAAGCCAGCCCAGUCUUGAUAUAGGAAUGUAGUUUACAGGAUGAUAGCGCUUUUCAGUUGCCGUUUCCUCACCUUUCUGUUGUGCGUCUACGUGCGGGGGAUAUUCAGUAAAUCCAUCGCGGAAAAUGGACCACAGGAUGUGCGGGUGAAAGUUCAAGUCUUUGACAGCAGCGACCUCUCACCCCUGUCGCGCGCGAGCGUAGAGGUGCACGGCAACCAGAGCCUGCUGCUGUCCUCGGGGGCACCGCUCGAGACAGGAAGCGAUGGGAUAGUGGUGGUCUCGUUCCCCUACCAGGCGGGGACCUUGGUGAUCAUCAGCGCCUCCAAAAGGAAUUACAUCACCCACUCCGUGCCGUGGCACGCCAGCCGCAUCCCCUUGUACACAUCAGUCAGUCUGUACCUGCUUGCGGAGAGACCAGGGACCCUAAUUCUCUAUGAUGACAUCAUCCAGGUGUUACGGGGAUCCCCAGGGGUGCGAAACCAGCCCCGCGUGCAGCUGCAGAGGAGCUCCGUGUCCUUCAACUGCUCCGAAGCCGACGUGACGGCCACGCUCACCACCACCACGGCCCACGAGGAGCUCGGCAGCUUCCCCUACCUCAUGGGGAUGGAGCUCAACAGUACAGGUGGGGAGAGCGGCUGGGUGGAGCUCACGGCAGUGGCUGCGGUGAGUGCCCAGCUCUUCGACAACGAGGGGCGGGCAUUGGCCGUCAGCCAGCCACUGCACAUGUCCAUACCGCUUCCCUCCGACACGCGCGUCCGCAGCCCCACUAGCAUCCCUGUGUGGACUUACCAAAGCAGGAAAGGUCUUUGGGUCAGGAAUGGCACUGGAUAUAUUAGGCGCGAGGGUUCUAAGCUCACCUGGGAGUUCUCUCCGUCUCAGCUGGGCUACUGGGUCGCAGCCUUUCCAGGAUCGGCCCACCCAGGUCUAAGGGACAUCACUGCGUACCACACCCUCUUCCUGUUGUCCAUCCUGGCCUCACUGGCCCUGCUUGUCCUCGUGCUGCUCUGUGUGCUCCUCUACUACUGCAGGAGGCGCUGUCUGAAACCACGGCGACAGCAAGGGAAGCACCAGGGCUCCGCUGGACUGAAUGGCUCCAAGCGAGACCAGGGAACUUCGAUGUCUCGUCUCAACCUCAUCUGCGGAGGAGGAGGCCACCCAGAGGCUACAGGCACAUCCAUCAAUGACGCAGACGCCCCUGCCAAGUCUGAUUCGUCCCCCGCUAGAGACUACAAGAGCGCUCGCGACGAGUUCUCCAAGCACGUACCCGCUCAAAAGCUCCGGCACUCCAAGAAUAUGGGCUCCAAGAGCAAGGGAGGGGCGAAGGGUGAGAGUUUCCCCAUGAAGGUCCACCGCGCCACAGAGACCAGCAGCUCGAUGGAGCCAUCGUCGCUCCUUCGCGACGAGUAUGGCUUGCACAUCGCCUGCUAUGGCGGCCCCGCCGAAGACAAGGACUCAGAGUACCACCACCACCACCGGAGGAACGCCGCCAAUGACAACCGGGGCUACACCUCCGAUCCGCCGUCCCCACCGCCAGACAAGCCGCCAGAAUAUUCUCAGCUGUCGCAGCAGACAGCGGAACACCUGGCUCGGCCCACGUCGCUGAACACUCACCAGCCGGGCCAGAUCAUCUUCUGCAACUCUCUGGACCAGAUGAAGGAGAACCUGUACCGCAGCAUGGUGCCCACGCUCGUCAUCCCCGCGCACUACAUGCGACUCUCCUCCGAAUUCGGCUCUGGGGGAGGAGACCAGGGCAAAGAUGGAGGCCAGCACGAUAAAGACCGCCAGGGAGGAGGUGGAUCUGCUGGAGGAGGAGGAGGGACCCACCACCACCAUCAGCAUCAGCACCAGCAGGGUCAGCAGCAGGGCAGCUCGUCCCCAGACGACUCGGAGGGUAGCGGCAACAGCUGGGCCUCGUCCUCCAUGGGCCCGGGCAGCGGUGGCGCGGUGCACAUCCCUGUGCUCUUCAACGACUCCACCAUGGCCCAGAUGAACGGAGAGCUGCAGGCGCUGACAGAGAAGAAGCUGCUGGAGCUGGGCGUAAAGCAGCACCCGCGCGCCUGGUUCAUCUCCCUGGACGGCCGCUCCAACGCGCACGUGCGACACUCCUACAUCGACGUCAGCGCCGCCACCGCUGCCGACUUUGCGGGUCUGGGCCUCAGCCACGCGGCCAUGGUGCAGCACCAGCAGCAGCAGCAGCAGUCUUCGUCGCACUCGACACCCACCGGUGGCACGACCACCACCACGCACUCCAUGACGUCCACUCACCACUCCACCAACACCACGCAGCCCUUGAGCAGCAGCAGCAAGGACUGCAGCAGCCCCGACACCAUCUCGCAAGAGAGCCAGGAUCACCGCAAGCAACACACCUCCUCCAGCAGCCAGCAGCAGCAGCAGCGCAAGAGCAGGGACAGUGGGAAAGACGAGCGCUUCGGGACGGGGGGACGAAAGGGUCACAGCGGCGGAGGCUCCAGCAGCGGUGGAUCAUCUAACAAACCGUACUCCAAACUGGCGUACCAGGACGCCCUGGAGCUGAGUGGUGGGGUCGCCCGCAUGGGCGCCAGUUCGCCGCUGGAGAACCCGCUGACUCCGCUGCUCGACGAGGGUCCCGAGGAAGAGACGCCGUCGCGGGGGUCGCCGGCACACGCGCGCAGAGGUCGCAGCCGGGGAAACAGCUCGCGCAGCAGCAACAACAGCGAGUCGCGGCGCGACUCCGUCACGAGCCCAGAGGACGACCCGGACGACAAAGAGGGCAACAAGAAGAGCCCCUGGCAGAGGCACGAGGAGCGGCCACUCAUGGUCUUCCCCGCUGUUAAGAAAUAAAUCAAACAAACUUAAAAGGUACAGUGUGUAAUUUUUACUUUUUAUUUUUAAAGUUUUUUUUAGUGUUACUGUAAGUAAUCAAUAUUUCUAGAGAAGUAUGCUGCCCAUUCUGAAAUUUGAUCCUUUUCAUUAGUAUUGGCCUGGGUUUUGCGUAGGUUUUGCAGCCAAAGGAAUCUAUGACCAGAAUUCAAAAUGGCAAAUUUGCAUUGAGAGCAUCAUCCACCUCUUCAUGUAUGAAAAGUGCAAAUUGCAAGCCAUGAUAAAAUCUCAGAAGUUGUAAAUAGUCCUGAACAAGAUGACAUUCAUGAAUGGGCAUUAUGCAUUCUGGGAAUACUCUUCUAAAGAAAUUACACACUCUACUGUACUGAACAUGUACUUUAAAAGCUAAAAUGUCGGUACACUUCAGAUUCCUCCCAGAUUUUGAAUGUUGAGGAUUUCGGUCUAGAGACCUUUCCCAGGCUACAUAGGUCUACAGACUGAAGGCUUAUACAUUUUAUUUUUUUAAAUCUGAAAAGGCUCUAAGUGUGCAGACAUUUUUUCAUUUUAAAAAAUUGUGUUUUUAUUCUGGCACCUUUUAGGCGUGAUUGUGUUGUAACCUGUCACCAGAAAUAAAUGGUGAAAUGGAAGAGGCUUGAGGGGAGGAGAGGUCCAGCGGCAGUUUCAUGCCAAGAAAUAAAACCUGUUUGGGUCUGUUUUGGCAUUUACUCAUCUUGGUGAUAAGAGAAAGCCACAAAGAAAAUCAAGAUACUUGAAACAACGUUCUGAAACAAAUCUGUUUUUUUUUUCCGUCAACACAAGCACAUCUAAUUCAGUAAACAGCAAGAAAAUGAAACAAGCAAUGAUGCAGGAUUUGAAAGUCUGCCAUACAUGUUGGAAAUGCCAUAAUUAACCACAUACGUCAUACCACAAGACUGUUCCUGUUUUCGAACUUGUACCUGAACCUUAGCACAAAUAUGAGACUCUUCCGAAACAGGAAGCCGAGUUAAAACUGCUGACGAUUUUGUUGUAGUGAUCCAAUUACAAGGAUCUGGGUGUUUGACAUUAGAUGUUUUUUUAAUUGAUUUUUUAAAGGUCUUCAUAGAAAAUGUGGAAUUCAAAUGCAGUAUUAUACGUAUAUAUAUAUAGCUAUUCCCCCAAAAAAAUCUUCAAAUCUUUUCCCUUAUGUGACUUACAGGCAUUCUGAAUACUGCUGAAUAUACAGUACACAUCAUUCCAUGCCCAUAUUUAAACUUUGGGUCUAUGCGUACCUGAACACAUUUAUUAACUCACCGUCAUAUCAUUCAGGAACAUCUAGCGGUACUUAUAACUGUUGGUUUGUAAAUACGUACUAUAUUUUAAAUUGAAUUUGAGUCCGUUCAGACAGUCUAGUUUGCUGUGUGACUUAGAUGUGUGUUGAGCUUAAUGUGUUUUUUAGACUAUUCAAGGUUGCAUUUGUCACUUUUGUCCUUUUGCGUCACUUCUGAACGUCACUGCUGAUGUGUUAUACUGCAUGAAUCUGUCAUAUGAACUUGAUAAGUACAAUCUAGAUGGCCAAUUGAACAGACACUGACUCUUGAUUUUUAUUUAAGUUAAAGGUCCACUGUGUAAUUUUAGUCAUUUAUUUCCUAAGUAUAUGCUGCCUAUGAUGGUGUGACUACUCGGGCUAUGGGUGUGUCCUGGCUGUCAAGGCCAUCAAGCCUGGCUGGCUCUUGUUUGGGACCCUUUUAGGCCUGGGUUCGAGUCCUGGUGCGGCGUCUUUAGUCUCCUUUGCUACAAAUGGUGUCAGAAGUACAGUGUAAUGAAGCAUAGAUGAUGAGGCACACUGGAUAAAUCCUGGAAAUAAGCUACCAAAAAAUUACACACUGGAACUUUAAAGAACAAAUCACCAAAUAGGCUAUAUUCAUGCUGCUUGCAGUCUUGAUGUAAGACAAAGUCUAGGGUGCAUCAAAGUGAAAGGCCCUGAGCUUGCAGUAUCCCACUUUUCUCUUGCAGUAUUGCCCGUUUUUACAAGUUUUGCCAAUUUUCAGCAAAGUUGACCCACUGUACGUUUAAGGGUUGCACAUAUGGUUAGAAAUUUAACAUUGCAGUGAAUGAGUUUUAGCGAAAUCAGUGAAAAGUGUGUUUUGAGAUUGUUCAGAUCAAAACUAAUAAGGAUAAUCAUGUUGAAGAAUGCUCUAGUUGCCUUUCCUCUUUCCCAGGUUUGAAACCCCUCAUGUAUGUGUUUUGCUGCCUUCCCUUAGCGAUGCUCUAGCCCCCAUUUAACCAGAUGCAUACAGGCCAUGCGCUGAUCCAUUACACAUGCUUUGGGGACUUGGAGUGCGUUACAAUAUGCGACCUUGCCUCCUCCACUUGUGCUUGUCUCUUCGUCC
Molecule: messenger RNA, 5188 nt
Organism: Engraulis encrasicolus (European anchovy)
Lineage: Eukaryota; Metazoa; Chordata; Actinopteri; Clupeiformes; Engraulidae
Product: protein FAM171A2-like
Exons: 12
Coding region: 60-2840 (926 amino acids)
Source: RefSeq, a predicted model, not a curated record